CAUGCUCGGAGCCCGCCCCGCUGCCCGCCGCCGCCUGUCCCUGCUCGGCAGCCGUAGCGGCGCGGGGCCGGCGGCAUGUUCCGCAUCGAGGGGCUGGGGCCCAAGAUGGACCCGGAGGAGCUGCGGCGGAAGAUGCGCCGCGACGUCCUCGCCUCCGUGCGCAACUUCCUCAUCUACGUGGCGCUGCUGCGGAUCACUCCUGUCAUCCUGAAGAAGCUGGACAGUGUAUGAACAGCGUGCGAGCGCAAAGAAGACGCGGCUUCUGCAGACGUGAAAUGAACUGUAGCUGCUUUCCCUUUCGUGUUAAUUAAACGCUGUGCGAGAGACAGGCAUGCAGUCCUAAAUGGUGUU
Anas platyrhynchos (mallard) is the source of this 351-nucleotide messenger RNA. NCBI's taxonomy places the organism in Eukaryota, Metazoa, Chordata, Aves, Anseriformes, Anatidae. The record is from RefSeq and is a predicted model, not a curated record.